This is a messenger RNA of Talaromyces proteolyticus, 1719 nucleotides long. RefSeq names its product putative arginine permease. Gene Ontology annotation, cellular component: membrane. The record is from RefSeq and is a predicted model, not a curated record. Gene Ontology annotation, molecular function: amino acid transmembrane transporter activity. Bases 1 to 1656 code for a protein of 551 amino acids. Gene Ontology annotation, biological process: amino acid transmembrane transport. The transcript has 20 exons. NCBI's taxonomy places the organism in Eukaryota, Fungi, Ascomycota, Eurotiomycetes, Eurotiales, Trichocomaceae.
AUGUUUCACGAAGAGAAAAAGGUAGUGGAUGGCAUUAAUACCGACGAAACGCCAGUUUCUACCGGUAGUGUUGAGGAAAGCCGUGAGAUCCUACUACAGAAUGGCGAUGGUCUGAAACGACAACUGAAGCCUCGGCAUAUACAAAUGAUUGCAAUUGGAGGUGUUAUUGGUACUGGUCUGUUCUUAGGCACCGCAAGCGAUUUGGAAAAUGGUGGCCCAGCAGGUCUGCUUAUCAGCUACUGUGUUAUGGCAUCCUUGUUAUACUCGGUCAUGAUUGCAUUGGGUGAGAUGGUAUCCCAGUUUCCGAUGCCCGGUGGGCAAUUCGCUCUCGCCGGUCGAUUUGUUUCUCCUGAGCUUGGUUUUGCAAUGGGUGUCUUGUAUUGGUAUAAUUAUAUUAUCGUUCUUCCCGCCGAGAUCUCAGCUGCGGCUGUACUUAUCACAUAUUGGACGCCCGCUGGGCAGGCUGACUCAACUUGUACUACGGGAAUCUGCAAUAAUGCAAUGUGGGUCGGCUUGAUGCUCAUUGUAGUGUGGGCAAUCAAUUUUGCGGGCACGCGUGUUUUUGGUGAGAUGGAAUUUUGGUUCUGUUCUAUCAAAGUUAUCACCAUCAUUGGCCUCAUUAUCACUGGCGUUAUUAUCAGUGCAGGAGGUGGUCCUAAUCACACUGCGAUCGGGUUCAAAUACUGGAGUGAAACUGGAGGAUUUGUUCAAUAUUCAGGGAUUGCUGGUGCCAAGGGCCGCUUUCUUGGAUUCUUCAGCGUUCUUAUUGACGCCGCAUUUGCAUUCAUUGGUACCGAAAUCACUGCCAUUGCAGCUGCCGAAACUGCCAGUCCACGAAAGAAUGUACCCCGUGCCAUUAAGAGUGUCUGGAUCAGGCUUGUCUUGUUCUACGUUUGCAGUGCUUUCCUUAUCGGUCUUCUUGUCUCUCCAUCGGAUCCCUCUCUCAACAUUAGUUCCACUGCAGCCAAGAGUCCUUUUGUUAUUGCAAUCAAGAAUGCGGGAAUACCUGUUUUACCAUCAAUAAUCAACGCCGCCCUUCUAACUAGUGCGUGGUCAGCCGGAUGUGCUGAUCUCUUCGUUUCAUCACGGACUCUUUACGGGCUUGCUGCUCGAGGGCAUGCACCAAAGAUCUUCUUGAAAACCAGGAAGUCUGAUGGCAUGCCAUGGCUAAGCGUUAUUUUCUGUGGAGCCUUCUCGCUACUCUCGUUCAUGGCCGCCUCCAAAGGCGAGGCAGGGACGGUUUUCGGUUACUUUUCGAACAUGACGGCUAUGUGCGGAAUGAUCUCUUGGACCGGAAUUUUGUGGACAAGUAUCCGAUGGCACAAGGGCCUUAAAGCUAACGGCAUCGAUCGAAAGACGCUAUCCUACCAAGCCCCAUUCCAGCCGUAUCUCUCAUACUAUGGCAUGUUUGUCUGUAUUAUGGUGAUUAUUUUUGGUGGAUUCGGCACCUUCAUCCACAAGUUUAAUGCCUCUGCUUUUGUCACAACCUAUUUCCCUAUUCCUCUCUUUGCGGUCCUUUUCUUCGGAUACAAGACCUGGAACAAAUCGAAGAUAGUCAACUAUGCAGACAUGGACUUUGUCACUGGGUCAUCAGAGGAUAUUCCCGAGGAGCCGACCUCACAGAGUAAAUGGAAAAAAAUCAUGGCAAGGGUUUAAUUAUUUGCAAGACUACAUGUAGAUCUAGAACAUGUUCAAUCUUGUACUGGAUUUAGUUGAGUG